CCGCAACGCAACUCAACGUUACCCAAUUCUACGCUCCGUUCCGCAUCGCCUUGAUGAUAAGACUUGAUUGAACCCUUGGGAUUCAAGCCACUGAUGCGUCACGGAUUUGGUUAACUCAGUUGCUGCGUCCGGCUCUGUCGAAUUCCAUCCAAGAGAUCACUUGCCUCAAGGUUUUUUGGAAAUGGUCACCCAUGGAUGCGGUGCAUCCAUACCCGACGAUGUGCCAGGCGGUGCUAAGACUCUUACUUCGAAAGUUGUGGAUGCAGGAGCUGGGAUUCUGCAGAAGCUGAAGCCGAUUCAAGCGUUUCAGCAACACAUCUGCACAUGGGCGAUCUUCUCGCAGAACAUGAAACGCAAAAUCGAGACGCACCACUACGCUGCCCGUCUCAACGACGAUUUUUUGCAAUGCGCUGUUUACGAUUCCGAUCAGGCUAAUGCUCGUUUGAUUGGAGUGGAGUACGUCAUCUCGGAAAAGGUUUUCAAGACAUUCCCACAGGAGGAGAAGCAGCUAUGGCACUCUCAUGCAUUUGAACCAGCAGUUGACACGAGGGCAGCUGUGACAAUAGAUCAAGGAAGGCCUAUGGGUGAAUCCAGGCGUGCCGGAAGUGAUACAGAAGCAGGAACUCAAGGGUUUGGCAAGCACCUAUGGGAAAUUCUGGUGCACAUGGCAAUUCGACCAAGGUGACGUGCUGCCCAUGGGGCCGCCCUCGCUGAUGAUGUCUCCCCAGAAAGAGGACCCAGGUCGAAUCCCCGACCCAAGUAUACAGAAGCGAGAUGCUUACUAUGGCAUUUCGACUCCGAAUAUGUCAAAGUCUCGCGCUGACAUCAAAGAUCCGGAAUCUUUAGACCCCAACGCCGAUCGCUGGAGACAAACUGGCAAAGGCUGGCACGUGAAGCUGGUGGACGUGCUCAUGGCUCUCGGGUAAGCUUCCCAUGCUCACCACCCACCUCUCCAGCGGAGCUCUUUCGAUUUACUGCGACGUGAACGAGCAGCUCGACCUCUGCGACACGCUCUGUACAAAACCCACCUCGCAGAUAGCGGAGCUUCACGCGCAGCUGUGAGAUUGCAAGCGAAGCUGCAAUGCCUUACCUUGGCCUUGCGUUCUGGUCUGUGAAGGUAAGGUUCGAAAUUAGGGUUUCAGUCCUCAUGGCGCAAUUCGUCACGUUUGUACAAUUUUCCUCUUGUAAUUCGGCGAUGCACGCUUGAUCAGCAUUUGUUGCCAUGAAUUGCAAUGAAAUGUAUGUACGUGUGAAAUAAAGGAUGGUUUAUUUUUUUGUGGAA
Molecule: messenger RNA, 1282 nt
Organism: Physcomitrium patens
Lineage: Eukaryota; Viridiplantae; Streptophyta; Bryopsida; Funariales; Funariaceae
Source: RefSeq, a predicted model, not a curated record